UCAAUAAAAAUUAAAUAUUAUGGAAUCUAAAGAGGAAGUUAGCAAAGGAAACGGCAGAAAACAGUCUUCUGCCACUUAUUUAUUUGAUGAAGAAUUAGAUGACAUAAACACAAGGCAAAAGGAACAAAAAAGUUCAUUAGAAAGCGAUUAUUAUACCAGGAAUACAGCUCCAAGUGGCAAUAGUAUUACUCCAAAUAAAUCAAAGAUAAGUCAAGGCUCAUUCCAGUAUAAAGAAGGGCGUAGCAGUAUUCUCAAAACUGGGAACUCAACCACUAUAUAUUUUGGUGAUGAUGAAGAUAAAAAUGAUGAUCCCCCAAUUCCUUCAGAAGAUACUGCAUGUACAGUUAAUAAGACCACUUGGGAAAACUUUCAAUGCAAGUUGAAAGAUUUUAGAAGAACUAUUGAUAAAAAGAAGGUUAAGGAGGAUCAAGAAGAUGAUUCUAAGCUUUCUUUACUAGAGAAGGAGAAGAUUAGAAAUAAGAUAAAUUCUGUACUACAGAAAGCUCACAAGCUGCACACUAAAGAAGAGAGUAGUUCCAAGAUUGUAAUCAUGAGGCCUGAGGCCAAGAAUCUAAAUAAAAGUAUCUCCUUAGUCAGAAUAAUGGAUAUUUCUGAAGCAGAAGAAGCAGGUCUUCAGAUACCCCCAGGCACUCGAGAGAAUUUAUGUAAAUAUGAAGAUGAUAUAUUAUACCUCCGACAUCAGCAGAAGAUGCAUAUAUUCCCAGUCGAUGGGGUUUAUUCCUCUGGGACUUCAUUAGAAAACGAAAUUGAUCAGAACAUUUCUCCUGAUCCUGAAAUAUUUACAAAACACUUUAAAAAUCCUCUUUUAAGAUGCCUCAAUGAGUCUCAUAAUAUGUGUGUAUUCACUGGUGGGCAGAGCUAUUCUGGAAAAGAAGACUGCUUAUUCGGAGACAGAUUGGAAAGAUCACUAGUAUUCGAGUCAAUAAAAUCUAUCUUCGACUAUAUACUUACUGAUGAGACUAAGGAUUUUGUAUUAAGAAUUUCUGCAUUCGAGAUUUUUAAUGAAAGGAUAUAUGAUCUCUUAGCUAUAAAUAGUAUUAGUUCCAAAAGUAAAAAGACUUCAUUUGAGCAAGUCACUGAGGAAGUAUGCUCUUCAAUUCAAGAGAUAGUGUCCUUGUGGAAUCUAUGUUUAAACAACAAAUCCAAGUUUAACUCCACCUGGAGAAAAGAAUUAGAAGAGAACAAAGAAGGAUAUUUCUCACGAAGAAGGCCAAAACAAUUCGCACACACUGUGUUCAAAAUUGUUCUAGAAAUCCAUGACAAAGAAGUCGAAGAAGAAACAACAGCAAAUAUGAAUGUUUCUUCUAUUUGAUUUGUAAAUCUUUCAGGCAUAGAAGGAAAUAUUGAUUGAGAGCUACUCAUCGAGAAAAACAAGCAGGAAAAAGCAAAGCUAAAGGAGAGCGAAGAUGAAAGGUUCCUAAAUCUUGCUCAGCAUGACUUAACCAAGUCCUUAGCUUACUUGUAUAAAAUCUUUGAAGAAUUAGGAAAUAAUAAAUCGUGAAAUGCUUCAAUUGAGAAUGAGUAUUUCAAUGAAAUCUUUGAAGCAAGCAAACUUACAAGUUUUCUUAAAUUCUACUUAGCUAAUGGCAAUAGUACUAUUGGCUUUGUGAGCUGAAUUUUACCUAUUGAGCUAUUUAGUAACUUUAGCCAUGACUGACUCCAUAAUGCUAGUUUGAUUGAGAACAUAUAUACUUCUAAAGUUCAUAAAAGUAUAUCUACUCAAGAAGGUUUUAAGAGCAAAUAUUUCGAGAUUAAAUCUGAAAUUCAAAGAAUAAAGGAUAAAAUUAAUGAAGCAAGCAAAGGGAGUAAGAAAGAUAUGCCCAAAUAUGACCUUGGAACUCUUCUUUCAGAAUAUGGAACUAAAAUUGAUAAAUUAAUGCAAAAAAUAUUGAAUUCUAACACAUUGAGACUUCAGAGUAUCAAAUUCAAAGGUGACUUCAUCAACAGGACUGAUGAAUCUGGCCUUUUCAGUCAUUGUGAUAGCGAUAUUUCUAGAGGAGCAUUUGAAAUCGGUGAUGAUUUCUUACCAAAUUUCGAAUUGAAAAAGAGGUCUAAAGAAGAUCAAGAGUUUGCUAGAAACCUUCUUCCAGAGUAUUUUGAAGAUAAAUCACUUGUUGAAAAACUAGACAUGGUAAUGGACAAUCAAGAUCUUUCUGAGUUAGAUAACACUAAAACAAAUUUAAUGCUGGAUGAUAGUUAUCUUGAGAUGGACUCUCUAAGUAACCUAGAUCAAGAACAAAUAAAGAUGAUACCUUUCGAGAAAAGACUGUCUUUGCUUAUCAGAAGAGAAUCUUUAAGAAACAUGACAGAGCAGUCAAAAUAAGUUAGGGAUUAAAAGAGCUCCAACAGUUGAUGUUUCACCAAAAUUUGAAAAAUUUCCUUCGAUGGAGUUUAAGAAAGAGGAAAGCACUAAUGAAAAACUCUUAAAUGCUUUAGAUGAUAUUGAAGAUAACUUGGUAAAGGAUGAUUUAAACUUCUCAUUUGCAAGGAUUUCUCUCCUUGAUUUUUCUGAAAGAGACUCAAUCGUGCAUGGUGCAUCAUUUAAAGAUAAUAAAGAAGAUGCUGUAAGAAUCAGUAGGAGAAAUUCUAUCAGGAAAAGUAGGAUUUCAAGGAAGAACAGUGAAAAAGACUUCAACCUCUUGGACGAGACGGAUGAAGGGUUACUGGAUUCAGAUACAUUUGAAAAUAUUUUCCCUCAAUUUGAACUUAACCAUACCUCAUCUGGAAUUAAAAAGACACAGACACUGGUACCAGGAAUGGCUGUAUUUACUAUUAUGGAAGAAGAUGAAGAAGAUGACUAUUAA
This is a messenger RNA of Moneuplotes crassus, 2825 nucleotides long. Lineage: Eukaryota; Ciliophora; Spirotrichea; Euplotida; Euplotidae. The record is from the annotation of a GenBank genome assembly.